Molecule: messenger RNA, 817 nt
Organism: Ipomoea triloba (trilobed morning glory)
Lineage: Eukaryota; Viridiplantae; Streptophyta; Magnoliopsida; Solanales; Convolvulaceae
Exons: 1
Coding region: 32-631 (199 amino acids)
Source: RefSeq, a predicted model, not a curated record
ACGAAAAGAAUAAAAUGAAAGAAAAUUUAGUAUGACACGAUGCAUGAUGUCAUCAACUCCCAUGGCGUCACAACCGUCCCUCCGCUUCCUCGGAAUUCUGAAACCACCUGACUCCGACCACCUCGAGAUCGACGAAGGCGACCUCUUCUGGUCCUCUUCUUCCGAAUCUUCCCCUUACGGCACCUCUCCUUCCCCUCCCACUCACCAAAAUCGCUCCCGCAACCACUUCAAGACCGCGAUUUCCGGCCUCUCCGCCGCCCUCAACGACGACAACCACCUCGUCCGCCGCAAAUCCACUCUCAACCCUACCGUCUCCGCCGCCUCUACCGCCCGGAUAAUUCCUCAGGUCAACUCGAAACCGAACCCUAACGGCGUCGCCAAAUUCUACCAAUCCGCUCCGGUCAACGUGCCGGCCUGGCCCAAGCAUAAGAAGGGAGGAUUCGAUGCGUUUGAGGAUUUGGAUGAGACGGAUUUCGAGAUCGACGAGGACGAGUUGGUGCCCCCUCACGUGAUCGUCGCUAGGGCGCACGUGACACUCUCCGUCUUCGAAGGCGUAGGGCGGACUCUCAAAGGAAGAGACUUGCGUCGUGUUCGCAAUGCUGUGUUUCAGCAAACAGGUUUUCUUGAUUAAAAACCUAAAAUCCAACCGUCAUCGUUUCUGCAAUUGUAAUUAUUAAUUCUAUCAACGAAUAAAUUCAUGAAUUAGCAUAUUAGCACUCCUGCCUGCUGCCAUGCUAGUGAUUGAUGCCCUCGCAUUACCUUCCAACUUGUAAACAAAUGAUUUUAUCAAUGAAGUUGAAGUGUGUAGUUUUGUAUC